AUGCAUUUGGCUUGUCAAAAAAAUUUGGCAACAUCAAAACUCAGUGGUAAUGGCCAAAAAGAUCCUAAUCUGCCAUUACCACUGAGUUUUGGUGUUUCCAAAUUUUUUUGACAAGCCAAAUGCAUCAUCGCAAAAGAACAAUUUUUUUUAUUGCAUUUGGCUUGCCCAAAAAAUUUGGAAACACCAAAACUCAGUGGUAAUGGCAGAUUAGGAUCUUUUUAUCAAAAUUUUUUUCUGGCAGACCAAGAAUGGCUCCUUAGUGGGUUAUUCUUGGUCAAUUAG
Molecule: messenger RNA, 282 nt
Organism: Blepharisma stoltei
Lineage: Eukaryota; Ciliophora; Heterotrichea; Heterotrichida; Blepharismidae
Source: the annotation of a GenBank genome assembly